Messenger RNA from Aspergillus steynii IBT 23096, 1506 nucleotides. RefSeq names its product MFS multidrug transporter. Bases 1 to 1506 code for a protein of 501 amino acids. The record is from RefSeq and is a predicted model, not a curated record. The transcript has 5 exons. NCBI's taxonomy places the organism in Eukaryota, Fungi, Ascomycota, Eurotiomycetes, Eurotiales, Aspergillaceae. Gene Ontology annotation, molecular function: transmembrane transporter activity. Gene Ontology annotation, biological process: transmembrane transport.
AUGAAACCCGAGACGACAGAAACGACGGUCCAUCGCCCUGUCCAUGAUUGUGUUUAUGGCCAUGGCCUGGAAUUUACCGCGGACGGACAAUAUGUCUGCUGGGGACGUGAUAAUAAAAAACACCCCCGGAACUGGCACAAAGCGCGCAAGGUCUAUGACACAACUAUAAUUCUGCUUCUGGAUUUCUUCAUAACCGGGACAAGCUCUGCUGGUGCACCAGCAGCGACCAGAGCCAAAGAUGACUACGGCAUUGGACGGGAGCUUUCUAUUUUCUGCUUCGUGACAGUAUUCCUCCUCGGCCAAGUCCUUGGGACUAUUGUGUUUCCACCAUGGUCCGAGUCGUUUGGUCGCAAGAAACUCUACAUCCUCAGUAGCGGUCUGAGCGCCAUCUUCUGUGUCGUCGUUGGCGUCGUCCCUUCGCUGGCUGGAACAAUUGUCGGCCGAUUGUUUGGCGGCCUCCUCUCUGCCAUCCCAUACACAGUGGGCUGCGGCAGCGUCGAGGACAUGUUCUCGUCAUGGGCUCGAACCUGGGUUCUCCUUUUCUGGACUGUGUCAUCCAACAUCGGUCUGAGCAUGGGACCGAUCAUCGGGUCGCAUAUUACCGAAGCGCUUUCCUGGAGAUGGCUGUACUACGUAUACGCCAUAGUCCUCGCCAUCCUCACGGUACACUUCUUCUUCAUCCGCGAGUCCCGCCCAUCCCAAAUCCUACUCACGGAGGUAGAGGCCGUGCGCCAGGAAACCGGCGACCAGAGCCUCGAAGCCCUCAACCACGACCACUCGCCCGACAUGCAAACAUUUGUGCGCACCGCGCUCUUCCGGCCCACGCAGCUCCUAUUCACUGAGCCCCUAGUCAUCGCCACAGCCCUGAUGAGCGGGUUCGCCUUUGCCCUGCUGUAUCUCUUCACCGAGGCCCUGCAGCUCGUCUACACAGCUCUCGACUUCACCCCCUCCCAAUCGACGCUGCCCUUCCUCGGUCUCGCCGUCGGCUUCUGGUUCAGCAUCCCCACGCGCCUGAUCGACUACCGCGUCUUCGCAUCCAUGCGCCGCCGGAACCUGCCCAUCAAGCCCGAGAGCAAACUCACGGGGCUCGCGAUCGGGGCGCCAGUCUUCGCCAUCGGCCUGUGGUGGUUCGCGUGGACGAUCCCGCCCAUGGUGCCGCUGCCGUGGAUCGUGCCGACGAUCUCGCUCCUGCUGGUCGGGUUUGCGCUGAAUGAGUUUGACACGGUGCUGUAUGUUUAUCUGGCGGAUGCGUACUUGAGUUACUCGGCGAGUGCGACCGCCGCGGUGCAGUUUGUGAGGGCGCUCUUGUCGGGCAUCUUUCCGCUGUUUACAAAGCAGAUGUUUGAGGGGUUGGGGUAUAAUGUUGCAGGGUCGGUGGUGGCGGCGCUGGGGACGGCGUUUAUUGCGGUGCCGGUGCUGUUUAUUAUUUAUGGAGAGAGGAUUAGGGCGAGGAGUCCGUUUGCGAGGUAUAGUCUGGAGUUGGAGGGGGAGGAGAAGGAGGGCUAG